Prinia subflava (tawny-flanked prinia) is the source of this 1544-nucleotide messenger RNA. RefSeq names its product serpin family F member 1 (gene SERPINF1). Bases 150 to 1400 code for a protein of 416 amino acids. Gene Ontology annotation, biological process: negative regulation of endopeptidase activity; positive regulation of neurogenesis; negative regulation of angiogenesis. Gene Ontology annotation, molecular function: serine-type endopeptidase inhibitor activity. The record is from RefSeq and is a predicted model, not a curated record. The transcript is spliced from 9 exons. NCBI's taxonomy places the organism in Eukaryota, Metazoa, Chordata, Aves, Passeriformes, Cisticolidae.
AAAGCCGCACUGUCCUCGACUCGCACCCGCUGGGAGCCCUGACAGCAGCGGCCGAGAGGAGCCCCAGAUUGCAAAUAAGAAGCAAAGGAUGGACGCAGGUACAUGUAGACACAAGAAACAGCAAACUACUGCCUGAGGCAGGUCCAAACAUGCAGAUUCCAGUGGUUCUUCUUUUCCUGGGUCUCUUAACUGUCCCAAGCAGAACCCAGAACUCAGCUACUGAGCAGAACUCUGCCACAGCUGAUGGAGCCAAUGCUGGCGAGGAAGAGGAAGAUCCAUUCUACAAGAGCCCUGUGAACAAGCUGGCAGCUGCAGUCUCCAACUUUGGCUACGACCUGUACCGCCAGCAGUCCAGCCGGACAGCCACGGCCAACGUGCUGCUGUCUCCCUUCAGCCUGGCUACUGCACUUUCUGGGCUCUCACUUGGGGCUGGAGAACGAACCGAAAAUGUGAUUUCUCGCGCCCUCUUCUACGAUCUGCUCAACAAGGCUGAGGUCCACGACACCUACAAGGACCUCCUGAGCAGUGUGACCGGCUCAGAGAAGAGCAUGAAAAGUGCCUCCCGGAUCAUCUUGGAGAAAAGACUCAGGGCAAGGCCUGGAUUUCACAGCCAGCUCGAGAAGUCCUACAAGAUGCGACUGAGGGCGCUGAGUGGCAACACCCAGCUGGACCUCCAAGAAAUCAACAACUGGGUCCGACAGCAGACAAAGGGAAGGAUCAUGAGGUUCAUGAAGGACAUGCCCACAGAUGUCAGCAUUCUCCUUGCUGGGGCUGCUUUCUUCAAGGGGACUUGGAAAACCAAGUUUGACACCAAGAAGACUGCCCUGAAGGACUUCUACCUAGACGAGGACAGAACUGUGAAGGUGUCCAUGAUGUCAGACCCCAAAGCCAUCCUGAGAUAUGGUUUUGACUCGGAACUCAACUGCAAGAUUGCCCAGCUGCCCCUGACAGAAGGAAUCAGUGCCAUGUUCUUCCUGCCCACAAAGGUGACCCAGAACAUGACUCUGAUUGAGGAAAGCCUCACUUCUGAGUUUGUCCACGAUGUGGACAAGGAGCUGAAGACAGUCCACGCUGUGCUAAGCCUGCCCAAACUAAAGCUGAACCACGAAGAGGCACUUGGCAGCACACUAAAGGAGACAAGGCUCCAGUCACUUUUCACAUCACCUGAUUUCUCCAAGAUUUCUGCCAAACCUCUGAGAUUAUCACACGUGCAACACAAGGCAAUGCUGGAGCUUAGUGAGGAUGGGGAAAGAUCCACACCAAACCCUGAGGCCAAUGCUGCUCGCCUGACCUUCCCCAUAGAAUACCACGUGGACAGACCUUUCCUUCUUGUACUGAGGGAUGACACCACUGGAACCCUCCUCUUCAUUGGCAAGAUCCUGGAUCCCAGGGGUGUUUAGAUCCCUUCAAAAUAACCUGCAAUGGUAGGGCCCAAAUGGAAAGGGUGAUAUUGGGAGGGAUACUGGCUCCCUGCUCUGCUACACAAAGACACAACUUGCAAAUCUUACGCCUUCAUGUUGCAAUAAAAGAGCUUUUGCUAUUAA